Messenger RNA from Carassius gibelio (silver crucian carp), 3750 nucleotides. It is a transcript of the gene themis, whose product is annotated as thymocyte selection associated. Lineage: Eukaryota; Metazoa; Chordata; Actinopteri; Cypriniformes; Cyprinidae. Bases 273 to 2345 code for a protein of 690 amino acids. The transcript has 6 exons. The record is from RefSeq and is a predicted model, not a curated record. Gene Ontology annotation, biological process: T cell receptor signaling pathway.
UCGCUUAACAAUGCGUUGAGUUGUGGUAUUCGAGCUGUACUCGGCUUCCUGUCCUCCUGUGCUGCGCAGGAUGCUUCAGUCUCAUUCUCCGUCUGCACUGCUGAGCUCAAGGGGCGUCUGGAGGGGGCAAAGGGCAUCCUGGGAGUUCCUCUGACAUCUAGCCCUCCGUUAACCCUCUUACGGGACAUUUUAUGGAUUCACAAGGGACAGCGCCUCUUCUCUCAGCCCACCCUAAGCUUUAAAAGCAUCUCCUUGUAAAAGCGCAGCAGAAGAUGGCUACGACGCUGCAUGAAUUCACGCAGGUUCUGGAUCGUAAAAUGUUCCCCAGAGUGCUUCAGAUCCAGUCAGGAAUAUAUUAUCAAGGAUGCGUGUAUGAGAUGUUUGGAAGAGAGUGCUCUUUUUCAACGGGAGAUUUGCUGAAAGUCAUUGAUUUCACCAUCACCAGAUUCACUGCUCAGACCUCCAGCAACACUGAGAUUGAGAUUCCUGUAGAAUUCCCAGGUUUGUUCAAACUGGUGGCUGACAGUCAGCCGUACCGAAGCAUACAAGAGAUAGCAGACUCGCUCAAGAUCAGCUCCCACAGACUGUCCCAGCCCGUUUUCCUCAGCGGUUUGGAAAUUCAGCUGGCACAGGGUGUCGUCAGGAAGGGAGACAGCUUCAGAAUCACCUCCGUCACCAACGAGCUCAACGGUGGACGUGUGCAAUGUGAGCUGCUACACAGAGAGCCCAAGAUCUGCUUCAGCCUGAGCUUCUCCCAGCAAGGACACUUCACAGAGUGCCAGGACAACCAGUUUUACACCCUGAAAGAGAUAGCGGAGUGGAAAAUCUCCAAAGGCAGAAAGAGGAUUGUAACGGAGGUCAAAACUCUACCCAAGAAGGACUUCUUAUUCUCGAAUUUGCUGGCGAAUGUGUCUGGGGAGCUGAAGCUGAGCCCUGUGUAUGAACUAAAGGCUGUUACACGACUCAGUGACAAGAUUAUUCUUGUCCCAUCAAAUCUGGACGUGGAGGUGGUGGAUGUCACUGAGCAGUUUGACUGUGACUCCUUUGUGCAGCCUCUCUCUCUUAUGGAUGUUUUCAAGAGUCCUCCAGAGUUUUUUCCUGUGGUGGCCAAGUUGUCAUGUGAAAGACCUUUUAAGCUUUCGCCAGAGCUGGAAAUGCUUUUCAGUUCCAACCAGGUGAUCAUUCAUCGCGCUUUCUAUGCAAAACGAAUACUGGCCUCGGAAAUGGGCCGUGAAUCCACAAGACACUUUCUUAUUCCAGAGUCCUACAAUGGACGCUUCAAGCGCCGGCCGCGGCAGUUCCCCACCGCCUACGACCUGGAGCGCGCGCGCAGCGAGACCGAGCACAUACGUGUGGUCGCCACCAGGGAGUUUGAGUCUGUGUACAACGGACUCACUUCUGUUUAUGCUGGAGAUGAGUUCAUAGUGACGAAAGGCAAAAGCUGUGUGCUUUCACACAAUGGGACCAAGAGGACAGCUGAUGCUUUUCAAUGUCUGAAAGUUACAGAGAAAAGCCAAAAGACGGAGGUGAAGGAGUCUGUGCGCCUCCCAAUGUGUUUAGAGGGGGGGUUCAUGGAGCUGGUUAAAGACAAGCGUCAAUACACCAUUACGGAAAUAUGCCGAUGGUUUCCGCUGCCCUUCAACGUCAAUGUGUCAGUGCGUGACCUCUCUUUGAAGGUGGACGUUUUGGCUGGAGCACCUGGUCUGCACAUUGAGGAAGAGAUCUCUGAUCCUUGCCUCCUCAUUUCAAACACUGAGCUCUCAGAGUUCAGAGAGGUGCCAGUCAAUCGCACAGACUUGAUUCUCAACAUAAAACAGCGCUGGGAUGGCGAGAAUCCAAUAAGUAGUGGAAAUUCAGCCAUUGAGGAGAUCUCAGAGGACUGUUACUACACACUCAGGAGGUACGCCGUAUCUACUAUCACACCCCCUCCACGGCCUCCCAAAAAACCCAAAGCCCCUCCACCACGACCCCCCAAAAUGCUGUCAUCCAGAUCUGAGAGCGCAAACAGUGAGAGCUCCAGCUGCUCUCCACAGAGUCAUUGUGUUGAACCUUUCAAGCGAGAUGACUUCAUGCAAUGCAGUGACUCAAAAAAUGGAAACAACAAAAAGAUUCCCAUUAGUCCAGUCCUUUUCCCAAAGCCUACCCUGCAGAAAGCGUUUGAUUCCCCCUCAGAUCUUCCCAAGGGCCGAAGUCUGGAAAACAUAUCCAUCACAAAACUCGAAGAUGACGACAGUGAUGUCCAUGAUUAUGAAUACAUAAAUGAAGAUCAGCUUGACGGUAUAAGGAGGACAUUCAGUGAGCAAAACAUUAACAUGGGCAAAGGAAAACCGAGUAACACAAUAUAAGUAACACAACAUGGUUCAACACACACAGAGUUCACUAGGGCUGUGUUCCAAACCCACUUGCUUCAAUUUCACAUGACGUGACUGACAUGGCCAAAGUCUAUUUAAUAAGCACAUUACUAUAAAUCUGAUGGAAUGCAAAUAAUUUAUUAGCUUAAGGUCUUUCAUGUUUUUAAAUCCCAGUUCAGAACUGUAUUAUUAGCCCUGGAGGAGAACCGAGAUAUGAGAUCCAAAUCUGUGCUUUUUGGAAAUGCUUCUCUUAAUGGGAUUAAUGCCACGCUUGGAGUCAACAGGAUAAAGUAGAUUAGUUCAGCAUCAUCUUUGCUUGGUCGGUUGAUGGUCUGACCCUGUUUUCAUGCAGGUUACUCAUCCAAAUCCUUUCCCUGAAUCUGUGAUAAGAGCCAUUGUAUAUUAUGGUGCUUGUAUUAACUGUAUACUGUUUGUUAUGAAAUGCUAAUAAGUAUAGUCUGGUGAAGCACACAGUACGUAAUCUUCCAAUUUUAGAUGUCAUAUUUAUACAUAUAUUCACUGCCUACCAUACAUGACAAAUAUUUCCCGUCGACACAUUAUUCAAUAAAAAGAAAGUCACAUUCAUUUCAGCGGCCAGAACCUGUAGAUCUGUGUGGCCACUUCUUUAAAAGCAGAUUUUUAAAAGAAGAACUUCAAAAGAAAAAAACGUUUUAUUUUGAGGUAUAUAGUUGUGUAUCACCAGAGAAGCAAUUGGUACUUAAAAAAUCUCAACAGGGUUGUAGACUGAAUGAUAAAAUCACAUCCAAGGCAGGCAAAUACACAUCACUGUACAGAUGGCAAAAGCUCAGUUUAGCAUGGUUAAUGUAGUGUUAAUGUAUUACAAUGAAUUUUAUGAAACGCCACCACCCUGUCCACGUGGUUUAUGAUGGGAAUUAAAAUUGAAUUCAAACUGUUCAAAUGUAUCGCCAAUGGACAAAAAUGCAAUGACAACAAAGCUGUUUCUGUAGCCAAGUCUCUGCGAGCACCCGUGUCUCUCCAGGCUGCAGCUGCGCUUGGGGAGAAUGGUUUGCGGAUCAUGCACGCUCAGAAAAGAUACAAAUAAAUGUACAAAAGCUGUCGCUGGAGUAGUGACUUUUCAAGAGGUCCACUUUUAUACCUUAUUUAUUAAAUGGUGCUUAUUAGUACCUGAAGUACCGUUUAAAAGGGUACCGCCACAGUGACAGCUGUUUUUAUUAAGUAAUGCUUUCAGAGGAAUCAUUCGUUUUUGUUAACUUAAAGAUAUAUUUAUCUCAGACCUAAAAAAGGCACAGUCUUUCUGUACAGUGUUGUUAUAUAUCAUAGAAUUGAAAGUGGGUGUAUUUUUUUACAUUAUUUUGUGGAGAAAGGAACCACAUUUUCUGGUGUAUUUUGAAUAAAGGAGAAAGGCGCCAUGUUUGAU